This is a messenger RNA of Neodiprion fabricii, 2792 nucleotides long. Its product is annotated as sodium channel protein Nach-like. Gene Ontology annotation, biological process: sodium ion transmembrane transport. Bases 480 to 2282 code for a protein of 600 amino acids. Gene Ontology annotation, molecular function: ligand-gated sodium channel activity. NCBI's taxonomy places the organism in Eukaryota, Metazoa, Arthropoda, Insecta, Hymenoptera, Diprionidae. Gene Ontology annotation, cellular component: membrane. The transcript is spliced from 13 exons. The record is from RefSeq and is a predicted model, not a curated record.
AUAUAGGGAUAGGAAAACAGGAAACAAGGUGAAUAAAAAAAUUUAGUUUCAAUCAGCUGCUCGUCAACGAACAACUCAGUGCGGCUAAAUAGUUCUCGCGGGGAAUCGUCGGAGUAUUAUGCAUAUCACAGCAUAAAAUUCGCAUGGUAUAUUCACACGGCAUUGGUCUUCGGCUCGACUGUGCAAAUGGAAGGCGAACACGUGGGACUAAAAGCGUAACCAGAGUAGAAGGUGGUGAGUAGUUCCGGUGGAAUUUUUGGGCCAAGUAUGAAAUAUUCAGAAGAGGAAACCCGGAGAACGGCAGAAAACAACCGGGAAACGUGGUUAGAGUUUUAGUGUUGAACUACGCGAAACGAGAUUCUGUCUCCGCUGGAUUUGAAUUAUCCAGGGAUUACAUCCCUCGGAGAAAUUAUCCUGCGGUUUCCAGUGACUUGAAGGACGUUGAAUAUUCGCAUAACGGUCUCUUUGCCGCGGAUAAUAUGCGGAGUGUAAGCGGAACGAUCGAUCCUCCAAAAAUCAACGGCUGGAUUCGUCCAAAAAGGCGUGGACAAGUCCGACAUAGACCAUUUGUUAAAAAGCUCAAACUCUACUGUGAAAAUUCAAGCUUGAACGGCUGCAAGUAUUUCACUGAACCGGGGCGACAUUGGCUUGAGAGAACAAUUUGGGUCUUUCUUUACACCAUGACGAUUUGUGGGGCGGCUUACGUCGUCUUUGAUGUAUACGCCGAUUACAAAAGGUCUCCAAUUAUAACAACCGAGGACAAUGAUCCGUAUCCCACAAGUAACGUUGCAUUUCCUGAAAUAAUCGUGACAUCAUCUAAGGAAGAUAUUUUUCAUACCUGCAUGAGAUCUGAUGAAAUUCGAUGCCUCGUAAGCAUGACCGAAGGUAAUGAAAUUUGGAAAUUUGCAGCGUUGGCCUUGUGUACUUUGAACCGAAUUAGUUACAAAUCUGCAAGCUCAUUAGCCGAAUCGAUUUUCAGAGCAAAUAUUUCAAACUCAUCGUCAGAAGAGAUUCUGGGGCUGCUCAGGUACUUGGGAAAUUUGUACGAUUACGACUACGUGUCAUUUGAAAAACAGCAUCAAGCUCUCCAUAAUAUGCUCAAGGUUUUUUACAACGGGGAGUAUGAUCCCAAUGAAAUAAUGAAAAAUUUAACGCCGAAGUGUCACGAGGUUAUUUUGGGCUGUACUUACCGAGGGAAGCAGAGGCCGUGUACGAAUCUUUUUACUUUUCGAAAAACCCAGGACGGCUACUGCUGCACAUUCAAUUACGUUCGUCAGAAUGACGAGUUUAUACCGGCAUCUGAUUACAACAAAACCGAAUAUCAAAGCAAAGUUUUACGAGCGAUAGCACCUGGAGUUGCUACUGGUCUAACUAUUUUGAUCGAACCAUUGCUUGACGAUUACUACUACACAAUACCACCAGGUAAAGGUUGGAAGAUAAUUAUAUUCAAUGCAGAAGAUUAUCCUGAUAAUCCAAGUGGCGGGGUAAUUGAACAAAUGAUAUCCCCGUCAACUGAAACGUAUUUAAGGCUAGAAGCGAUAGUGUUUUUUACACCUGAUGAAAUAAUCAGUUAUCCUGUACGAAAGCGGAAAUGCAUAUUUAAUACGGAGCUGCAAAAAUUAUUCACCGGAUACACGUACAGCGAUUGUAUCGUAAACUGUCGCGUUGACGAUAUAUGGGAGACGUGUAAUUGCCUGCCCUUUUUUUUCCCUAAGAGAGAUGGUCGUAGAACCUGUGAUAUGACUGACCUUCCGUGUUUGAACAGCAAUAAAUCGAAAUGGUGGGUCCUCUUUCCUCACGAAGUUCCUGACGACGAAACAAAUCUCAACAGUGAAAGGUACUACGGACCGAUGAAGUACGAGGCUGUCACAGGCAUCGACUGCAGCGAAUGUUAUCCAGACUGUAACGAUGUCCGUUACUUUGUUUCGAAUAGUGUCACCAGCCUGCCCACAGAAGCGGAUUUUCCCAACAACAUUACGAAUAACAGUAACUCGUCAGAUCGCAGCAUCAUCCACAUAUAUUUUGGCGAUGACUCUGUACCCAGAUUGAAGCAGGACAUCACAUAUUACUGGUACGAGCUGCUGAGUAACAUCGGUGGAAUUUGUGGUGUAUUCAUGGGAUUCAGUCUGAUAAGCAUACUCGAGCUGAUCUUCUUCCUCUUAGUUCCGGUAUUACCGACGAAGAAGGAAAGUGGGAACAAAAUUCAAGACGUCGCUCUCUAUUGGGAAGAACUGGGCUCGAUGAGGCGGUGGAGAAAACGAGCAGAAAAAAACUGCGGAUAGAUAUGUACAAUUAAAUCCAGACACGAUGCUUUGUGAUUCUCAACUUUCGAGGGAAUCGGAAAGUUUUCAACGAGCAAAGACGGGAUAGAAUUAAAACGGCGAAUAAUCACACCUACGUCAAUUUUUCAAGCAAAUUUAUUUUGAUCGCAUUGAUCGCUGGUUGACGUUAAAAAAAAAAUAUUAAUCAUCAAGAGAGGUAUUAAUAAUGCGGGUGAAUGAAAUUGGCAUUUUUUUUAACUCCCCUCACAAACUGUAGCUGAAAUUUGUGAGAAAAGGGCAAGGAUAAAAGAACGGCGACUAAAAAUGAAAAAAAAAAAAAAAAAAAUAACUUCAAACAAUUCGGUUUAAUUGUUGCUCAAGUAUCUCAAAUAAUUGAUUUUCAUUCGCAGACGUCGGUUCAGUUUUUCUGAAAUUUCGUUAAAAACUGAUGGCGUUAUCUCGCAGAAUUUUGAUACUUUUUUCUGUCCUAGUUUUCUGUGUUGAUGGUGGAUGCAACAAAAUUUUUCAAAC